AUGUUGCUUCCCAGCCAAGACCCUCUUGGUGUCCACCCCCACCAUCCACCUCCCAGUCUCGCUCCUCCGUACCACAUUACGGAUGUCACAACUAUUAUUUGCGAUCCCAUUCUCAUCGCACUUGUUAUACUGCACUUGUCUAGUACCCAAGUACGGUCAAACUGUUCCUUUCCCACCAUUUACCGCAGCACCUGCUUCGAGGGCAGCAGGCCGGCAGCAGCAAGUAGCCAUCGCACCAUCCACUUUCUCCCACACCGGGCUAGAUCGGCAUCCAUGAGAUUGCCCCCCAAAACAUCAGCCAAGCACCCACACUCAAUCGGAGCGACGACCGUGGCUGCAGUCAGACGGAGAGACGUCAAGAGACACGUUGCCAAGUACUCGCCGCAGCUCGGGCCGGUACUUGAUUCUAUCCUGGAGCUACGGAUACCCGCCCUGUACCUGGUCGUCUAUGCUCGUUCCCCAGUCGAGCUUACGCCAAUCAUCUCGGCCCUUGCUGAUCUGCUGUCCACCGACCGCCUCAACUUGGGAUGCCUCUUACAGCCUACGCACACCAUCUCAUUUGAACGCCUACGACGGUUCCAUAUGCACCUUGCCGAAGCUAUCUGA
Colletotrichum paranaense is the source of this 606-nucleotide messenger RNA. RefSeq lists its product as uncharacterized. Lineage: Eukaryota; Fungi; Ascomycota; Sordariomycetes; Glomerellales; Glomerellaceae. The coding region runs from base 1 to 606 and encodes 201 amino acids. The record is from RefSeq and is a predicted model, not a curated record. The transcript is spliced from 2 exons.